This is a messenger RNA of Acanthochromis polyacanthus (spiny chromis), 7242 nucleotides long. RefSeq names its product phospholipase C, gamma 1 (gene plcg1). The record is from RefSeq and is a predicted model, not a curated record. The coding region runs from base 392 to 4336 and encodes 1314 amino acids. Gene Ontology annotation, molecular function: protein binding; phosphatidylinositol-4,5-bisphosphate phospholipase C activity. Lineage: Eukaryota; Metazoa; Chordata; Actinopteri; Pomacentridae. The transcript has 33 exons. Gene Ontology annotation, biological process: positive regulation of epithelial cell migration; phospholipid catabolic process; phosphatidylinositol-mediated signaling.
GUGGGCCGGGGGAGGGGGGAAGGGCCUGCGCCGCUGGCUGGAUCCGAGAGCGGACAAACUUGCGUAGUCUUGCCACGGUUCUCGCUGUCUGCUUUUGCCUCUCUCUAUGGACGGCUGGAGGGGAGAAGAAGAGCAAACUGGGACGGUUGUCGUUGGGACCGCAGCGCCUUCCGAGGCCCUGGCGAUGAUUUAAUCGCAGGAAAACGUUGAGGGCUGUCAAGGGGAGAGAAAAGAAAAACGGAGAAAGACGACGGGAGAGGAGCGACGAGAGGAGCAGCCUCAGCCGUUGGAGAUGUGCGGUCGGGGCCGAGAUUGCGGCGGUAUCCCUGUGUAAGCCUGCACUGAGCAGAUUGUUCUGAGAGGAAACGGAUAACAAACAGGGGAAGUGAACAUGGCUGGAACCUCUGGCUUCUUUUCCAACGGACCUGUGCCAUGGAUGGACAACGACACGGAGAUGAACAACCUGUACCGAGACCUGGAGCUGGGGACAGUACUGACGCUGUUUUAUUCCAAGAAGACCCAGCGGCCGGAGAGAAGGACAUUUCAAGUGAAGCUGGAGACCAGGACUAUUAUCUGGACUCGUGGCACAGAUAAAAUAGAGGGCGAGAUUGACAUUCGAGAAAUCAAGGAGAUCCGUCCUGGACAGAAAUCCCGGGACUUCGAGCGCUAUGUGGAAGACUCAGCAGCACGACUGGAUCAGGCUCACUGCUUUGUUAUUCUCUAUGGCACCGAGUUUCGCCUUAAAUCACUCAGCCUGGCAGCAACAUCUGAUGAAGAGAUGACCAUGUGGGUGAAGGGGUUGAACUGGCUCGUGGCUGACACACUGAAGUCCCCAACACCACUUCAGAUAGAAAGGUGGUUACGUAAGCAGUUCUACGCAGUUGAUCGCAACAGAGAAGACAGGAUAUCCUGUAAGGAUCUGAAGAGCAUGCUGAGCCAGGUCAACUACAGGGUGCCCAACAUGAAGUUCCUCCGAGAGAAACUUCCGGACUCCGAGCUGAGGAAUGGAGACGUGUCCUUCAGCCAGUUUGCCCAGCUGUAUCGUAGCCUCAUGUUUGACGCUCAGAAAAACGUGGAGAUCCCAUUUCUACAAAGGUUCACUGACCGACCCGAACAGAGGAUCUCCCUAGAGGACUUCAAGAGCUUCCUCCUGGAGUUUCAAAAGGAAAUUUGGGCCACAGACAACAACAAGGUUCAGGAGUUUAUGUUCGGCUACCUGAAGGAUCCUCUGAGAGAAGUGGAGCAGCCUUAUUUCCAACAAGACGAGUUUCUCACGUACCUGUUCUCCAAAGAGAACACCAUUUGGGAUUCCUCCCUGGACCAAGUGUGUCCUGAGAACAUGAACAACCCCCUGUCCCACUACUGGAUCUCCUCUUCGCACAACACCUACCUGACAGGAGACCAGUUUUCCAGUGAGUCGUCCCUGGAGGCGUACGCUCGCUGCCUGAGGAUGGGCUGCCGCUGUAUCGAAUUGGACUGCUGGGAUGGUCCAGAUGGAAUGCCAGUCAUCUACCACGGACACACCCUCACAACAAAAAUCAAGUUUUGUGAUGUCCUGACCACCAUCAAAGAGCAUGCCUUCGUCACAUCCGACUACCCCAUCAUCCUGUCCAUCGAGGACCAUUGUAGUAUUGUACAGCAGAGGAAUAUGGCCACUCAAUUUAAGAAGGUGUUUGGAGACAUGCUGCUGACCAAGGCGGUGGAUAUCGCGGCAGAUGGCCUGCCCUCACCCAACCAGCUCAAAAGGAAGAUCCUCAUCAAGCAUAAGAAGCUUUCUGAGGGCAGUGCCUACGAGGAGGUGUCCACCUCCACUCCCUACUCAGAGAACGAUAUCAGCAACUCCAUCAAAAACGGCAUCCUGUACCUGGAAGAUCCCAUUAACCAUGAGUGGUACCCUCAUUUCUUUGUCCUGACCAGCAGUAAGAUCUACUAUUCAGAGGAGACCUCCAAUAAUCAGGGUAACGAUGAUGAGGAGGAGCACAGAGAGGUGUCUAAUGGUAUGGACCAGCACGUGACAGAGAAAUGGUUCCAUGGAAAGCUUGGUGCCGGACGAGAUGGGCGGCAGAUAGCUGAAAGGCUGCUGUCUGAGUACUGCGUGGAGACCGGAGCUCCUGAUGGCUCCUUCCUGGUCCGGGAAAGCGAGACUUUUGUGGGAGACUACACGCUGUCUUUCUGGCGUUCAGGGCGGGUACAGCACUGUCGUAUCCACUCUCGUCAGGAGGCAGGCAGCCCCAAGUUCUACCUGACUGAUAACCUGGUGUUCGACACACUCUUUGCCCUGAUCAACCAUUACCAGCAGGUGGCGCUGCGCUGCAACGAGUUUGAGAUGAAACUGACUGAGCCAGUGCCUCAGACCAAUGCCCACGAGAGCAAAGAGUGGUACCAUGCCAGUCUGUCUAGGAGCCAUGCAGAGAACAUGCUGAUGAGGGUUCCUCGUGAUGGAGCUUUCCUUGUCAGGAAGAGGACAGAACCCAACUCGUUUGCUAUUUCAUUCCGGGCCGAGGGUAAGAUAAAGCACUGUCGGGUGCAGCAGGAGGGUCAGACCGUGGUGCUGGGCACCUCAGAGUUUGACAGCCUUGUCGAUCUCAUAAGUUACUAUGAGAAACACCCUCUGUACCGCAAAAUGAAACUACGUUAUCCCAUCAAUGAGGACACACUGGAGAAGAUAGGCACUGCUGAGCCAGAUUACGGGUCACUGUAUGAGGGCAGGAAUCCAGGCUUUUACGUGGAGGCCAAUCAAAUGCCAACAUUCAAGUGCACGGUGAGAGCCAUGUACGAGUAUAAAGCCCAGAGAGACGAUGAGCUCUCCUUCACCAAGAAUGCUGUCAUCUCUAAUGUGGACAAACAGGAAGGAGGAUGGUGGAAGGGUGACUGUGGAGGGAAGAAGCAGCUGUGGUUUCCUGCAAACUACGUGGAGGAAAUCAGUCCAUCGGCAGCGGAGCCUGACAGAACUGAGAUGACAGAAAACAGCCCUCUGGGAGAUCUACUGAGAGGAAGUGUAGACGUGUCUUCCUGUCAGAUCGUUGUGCGUCCUGAUGGAAAGGGCAGCAGGCCUCACGUCUUCGCCCUGGUGCCAAAUCCCCCUAUGCGGACGGGCCCAGUGCUGGACGUCGCCGCCACCAGCCAAGAAGAACUCAAAGAAUGGGUGCACAAGAUCCGUGAGGUCACCGUGACCACAGAGGCCAAGCUGGAGGAGGGGAAGAUGAUGGAGAGGAGGAAGAAGAUUGCACUGGAAUUAUCAGAUCUCGUCAUCUACUGUAGGCCUGUGCCAUUUGAUGAAGAAAAGAUCGGCACAGAGCGGGCCUGUUUCCGGGACAUGUCAUCCUUCCCCGAGACCAAGGCAGAGAAGUACGUCAAUAAGAUCAAGGGGAAGAAGUUCCUGCAGUACAAUCGACUGCAGCUGUCCAGGAUCUACCCCAGAGGCCAGAGACUAGACUCUUCUAACUAUGACCCAUUGCCCAUGUGGCUCUGUGGGUCGCAGCUGGUAGCACUUAACUUCCAGACAGCAGACAAACCCAUGCAGAUGAACCAGGCGCUGUUCAUGCUCAACGGAAGGAGCGGCUAUGUCCUUCAGCCACCAAUCAUGAGGGACGACAGCUUCGAUCCCUUUGACAGACAUACACUACGAGGCCUCGAACAAGUCACGCUAGAGAUAGAGGUCUUGGGCGCACGGCAUCUGCCCAAGCACGGACGGGGCAUCGUUUGUCCUGUUAUUGAGAUCGAGGUGUGUGGAGCAGAGUAUGACAGUACCAAGCAAAAAACAGACUCAGAAGCUGAUAACGGUCUGAAUCCCACAUGGCCCAGAAAGCCAUUCCAGUUCUCAGUGUGCAACUCUGCUUUUGCCUUCCUGCGCUUUGUGGUCUACGAGAUCGACAUGUUCAGUGACCAGAACUUCCUGGCUCAGGCCACAUUCCCCAUUCAUGGCCUCAAGACAGGUUACCGGUCAGUACCUCUGAAGAACAGCUACAAUGAGGAUCUGGAGUUGGCUUCUCUUUUGGUCCACAUGGACAUUAUCAGAGGCAGGGAUGAGAACGGGGAGGUUCUGAGCCCUUUCCUUGCAGUCGGCGCCGCAUCGGUGACGGCGUCAGCCCAGGCAGGGCGCGAACGUUUUGGGGAAUUGAGCUCGGUGUCCUCGUCCUCCUCCAGCAUGUCUCCUCUGCCCCAAUCGCCAGCUCAGGCCAUGGCCUACAGAGGGAGGGAGGGCUCCUUUGAAUCCCGCUACCAGUCUCCUCUGGACGACUUCAGGGUGUCCCAGGAGGCCCUGUUGGACCACAUGGACCCACAGAACAGGAGGAUGUUGCGGAGGACCAAAGUGGGCGGAGAGAACCGUGUCUAAGUCCAAGCCAAUCAGGACGCAUUUCUGUUGCGCACCCCCCACACCCCACUCACCUCCCCCCCAGUCGCCUCUCCCUCCCCGUACUGAUGAUGUCACUGACUGCUGUGAACACUGUUUCCAUGGAAACGCCCACCACCGCUUUGGCCUACAUUUCAGGCAGCUCUCCCUCCCUCCAUUCUCCAAACACACCCCCCUCUCUCUCUUUCUUUCUCUCGCUCUCUCUCUCUCUCUCUCUCUCUCUCUCACACACACACACACACACCCCACCCGGCCUCCUCACCACUCGCCUAACGAGAGGGAGGGGCUCGGACAUCGGAGGGACGGGGGGGCUGCUGAGAGGAAGCUGACCUCUGCGGACAGGAAGAAGAAACGACAUUCACAGCAGAACAAAAAAAGCUGAAAAAGUUCCAGCUCUGGACUGGUCGUGUGGUGAGGCGGUUUGCACUGUCUGGUGUUUUCAGUGUGCACAACAGCUGCUUGGUUUGGAGGGAAAGAGAGAGCUGUAAAAGGUAUCAGUUUGAAACUGUUUCCAGUUAGGUUUCUUUGCUCUUCUCUAUUUGGCGUAUAUGAAUAGAUCUAUUUAUUCCUGCUGUGCUGUUGGCCAGAGAACAGCAGCAGCUGACCUGCUCUCAAAGAGCUCCUGUCUCCAUGUUUUUAAUUAUUAUAAUUAUUUAAACCUUUAAACAUUCAUAAUGUGACUUUUCUUUUUUUAUGUAUAUGUGUAAAACAUGAGGGCUCUCUACAGCUAUUUUUAAUGUCUCUCUCUUAUCUGCUUUGUGGAGGAAAUGAUGCACCUCCAGUUGAACUCGUACUUUAAACCUGGAGUGAUAUUACUUUAGAAGUCAUGGCUUGUUGGAAGCAGUGAGAGAACAGGCAGCAUCGUAAGUUACGUCUGCAAACAUACAAACACGCUUCUUUUUAUUUCAAACUUGCAUUCCAAACGACUGCACAUCAUUCCAUUUUCCUGCAUUGCAGGCGCCUUUACAAGCCACAGUCACACAUCUGUCUCCCUCACUGAUAGUCUUACCCCUCAGAGAUCACAUCCGUCUGGAAUCCAACACGUCACUGUGUGAUGAGCAGGACCAGGGAGAACUGUUCAACCUGUUAAAGGUUGUAGUCUAAUUGUGAAUGAGAAUUGUGUUCAUUUUUUCUCCUUCCAGUUUUUGCCAUCAUCAGCUAUCGACAUGUUUGUUUGUAGUUCAUGGCAGCACGGUUGUUAAAGUAAUAGUUCACAGGGCUGCAGAUUAUAUAUGUCCUGAUUAUUCUGCUCAAUAAUGUGGUCAUUAUCUACAGUCGGUGUUGGUCAUAGUGGGCUGUGGAACAUAAAUGUAUGCUCACAUUUGAUUCAUUUACUGUACACAGAACAUUGUAGAUGUUUCAAAUAUGUCGGCAUUCCAUAAAUACUGAGAUUAUGGAAACGUGUGAUGAGGAUUGUAAUAUAAUUAAUGGAUUAACUAUGCAGCCCUACAUUCCCUGGAUUUUUUAUUUAACUGACAUUUCAAGUCUUAAUUGAAUGUCUGACCACUUGAUUCAGUGUUUCAGUUUAACAGUAAUUCCCGCGAUCGAUGAGCAGAAUGUUUUAAUUUCAGCAGAUUUUGAGGUAAAAGGUGUUCACUGUUUACUAAAUUUGUGUUUGCCGUAUUUGAAUCAGAGAAGACAGUAUUAUUGACCAACAGUGACCCAGUGCAAAGCAUAAAAAAGAAGUCAUGCCGUCUAGUGUGUUUUGCUGCACCACAAAGACAUGAGGAACCUUUUGUUUGGUCACAGCACCAAGCUGCUUCUUAGAAACCUGUGAGGAUUUCAUUUUCACUGCCGUAAAAUCUAGUUAAAUGUCCACUGCCCGUGAGUUUAUUUGUGAUGAAAUGUGCAAAAAAAAACCAGACUAAUGAAUUACAGCUACUUUAAUUCUACUCGUAAGUUUUUCUAACUUGGCAAUCGAGGCGUCUCUUGAGGCUGAUGUCUUUGCUCUUAGAAGUGCAGGGAGAUGUCAUUUCCUGUCUUUGUGGCGUGAGAACGUUCUUGGGAGGAACAGGCAGAGUCGAAGCUUGAAACUUUGCUGUAGCUGCGUCUCGGUGGCUGAAGGUGGUUUUGCACCUUCAGAGAGCCCGGCUCGUGUGUGUGACCCAUGGUGUUAUCUGAACAGGUCUGUAAACCUGAAACAGUGUUUUCUCUGCUCGUAUGUGACGACUUUAUGAUGUAAGCUCAAUAUUCUCUCAGUGUCGGACCACUGAGACACAGUUAAGCCAUAUGGUAUGAUUCAAGGUAGAGGCAGGGUCAGGUGUGAAUACUUGAGGUCUCAGAAAAUCUUUAGAAACUCGUCGUAUGUUCACCCCCGAUAUUAAUUCCAAAGCUCCUCCGUAUUACUUGUUUCCUGCAGUGGUCAGUGGAUGGUUUUUGUGGAGAGCUCACCCUCCGAUGCUGCAUUGCUCGUAUUGCUGACCUGUCUGCUGAUGUCAAUGUGCCUCCAUCUGUGUACACAUCACAUUAAAGCCACAUCUCUCACCUGCCCUGUGGGCAUAAAGCACCUGCACAGCUCAUGGUCCACCCACACAGGUGUUUUCAUUUAUUUUGAUUGAUCGCUCAUAGACCACGUUUGACUGAUAUGUCCCCGACUCUAUUAGUGUUGCAAAGGGAGAAAGAUUCCACCCACAAACCUGUAAUGAGGUCUAAUCAGCCAGAAUAACUGAGCACCUGUGUGGGUGCACAGGGCCCUUAACUGAAAUUUCUUUGUGCUUUCAUUUUUUUUCUCCAAUCUUGUCUGUUUUGUUAGUGACAGUCUCAUUUACAAUCGCCUUUCUGUAAUGUGCCUAAACUAUGGAGAGGAAAAGUAUUCAUUUUAAUUUUGCCUUUCAUAUGAAACAUAUUCAAGCCUGAAAAGUAAAUAAAAUACUUACUACUUUAUACAA